Molecule: messenger RNA, 1083 nt
Organism: Annulohypoxylon truncatum
Lineage: Eukaryota; Fungi; Ascomycota; Sordariomycetes; Xylariales; Hypoxylaceae
Product: Aldo/keto reductase
Exons: 4
Coding region: 1-1083 (360 amino acids)
Cellular component (GO): cytoplasm
Source: RefSeq, a predicted model, not a curated record
AUGUCUUCCGUCCCAACUCGUCCAUUAGGCAAAAACGGCCCUCUGGUCCCUCGAAUCGGCUUCGGCACUAUGGGUCUCUCGAUGAGCUACGGAAAGCCCAUGCCGGACGAACAGCGAAUCGAGCUCCUCGACCAUGCCCAUAAAAUCGGUGAGACUUUUUGGGACACCAGCGACUUCUACGGUGACUCCGAGGACAUCAUAGGAAAAUGGUUCGCCAAGACCGGCAAGCGUUCUGACAUAUUCCUCGCGACCAAGUUCGGCGCCGUCGUCUUAGACGGCGGCAGAUUCAGUUUCCGCGGCGACGCCGCGUACGUGAGCGAGGCCUGCGACAAGAGCUUGAAGCGUAUGGGCAUCGGCUACAUCGACCUAUACUACCCGCACCGCCUUGACGGCAGCACGCCGAUCGAGCUUAUCAUCGCCGAGAUGGUCAAGUUGAAGGACCAAGGCAAAAUCCGCCACAUAGGCCUAAGCGAAGUCUCCGCCACCACCCUCCGACGCGCCCACGCCAUCCACCCCAUCACCACCGUCCAAAUCGAAUACAGCCCCUUCACAACCGAAAUCGAGACCCCCGCAAACUCCUUACUCGCCACCUGCCGCGAGUUAGGCGUCGCCAUCGUAGCCUACAGCCCGCUCUCGCGCGGGCUGCUCACGGGCCGCGUGCGCAGCGCCGCGGACUUCGGGCCGGGCGACGUGCGCGCGAGCUACCCGCGCUUCUCGGCCGAGAACUUCCCCGAGAACCUGGAAGUCGUUGACGAGCUGCGGCGGAUCGCCGAGGGGAAGAAGAAGGGGUGCACGGCCGCGCAGCUGACGCUCGCUUGGCUGCUGGCGCAGGGGGAUGAUAUUUUUCCUAUUCCGGGGACUACGAAAAUCGCUACGCUAGAAGAGAAUUUUGCGGCGGCUUCUGUCGAGUUGACUGCUGAGGAGACCGCGCAUAUUAGGUCGCUUGUCGAUGCGGCGUCAUGCCAUGGUACCCGAUAUCCGCCUUCUCAUGCCCUGGGCUUGUUCGCCGAUACGCCGACGCUCGAAGAGUACAAUCCUGACUCUGCUCGUACGGCGAUUGUUGGAACUGUAUAUGAGAAAUAG